Molecule: messenger RNA, 1263 nt
Organism: Daldinia childiae
Lineage: Eukaryota; Fungi; Ascomycota; Sordariomycetes; Xylariales; Hypoxylaceae
Product: putative protein lysine methyltransferase SET5
Exons: 4
Coding region: 1-1263 (420 amino acids)
Molecular function (GO): protein binding
Source: RefSeq, a predicted model, not a curated record
AUGAGGUAUAUUAUACUGACUCUGACCCUCUGGCUGGGAAAUAUUGUUGCCGAGCCUCAGCCAAGCGAUAUACCGAACUGGCUUAAGAAUUACAACUUCAAUCCUCCUGGAGAAUGCAAUUCUAAUCCUGCGGGUCCGUUGAACCCCCGGGAAACAGAUUUCACGUGCCCUCUCCUUGUUGAUGAUGAGACCGCGUUUGAAAGGCGUUCAUGGCUGCCUUGGACAUUUCCUCCGGUAUGCGCGGAGCCUGAGAAACAGGGUAGCUCAAAGUUGUGCGUGUUCACUUAUAUCAACCUUAGAGGAGAGGUAGGAAUCAGUCUCGUCACCACACCGGAGAUUGCUGCCGGUGGUGUUGGUAUUCUUGGAGACCCGGACCCAUUGUGGGAUAACUGGGCGAGAGGCCGUCCACUUGUCGUAUCCGAUCCACCUCCGUACGAGGUCAGGGAUCUAGAGGACAAGGGCAUGGGAGUUAUUGCGAACCGUACGAUUCGUAAGGAUGAGGUCGUGUUGUUGAGAUAUCCGGUCAUCCUUCGGAUAAUGGAUUACAGACCAUGGAACACCCAGGACGUGAUGAAAUUGCUUCAUCGAGCUGCUGUUCAAUUACCGCAAAAAGAGGGAAUGCAGAUGUUGAAGCUGGCCCAUUCUAAAGGAGGCUACAUCGUUGAGGAUAUUAUCAACACAAAUGCAUUUGGUGUGCUGCUGAACAGUGCGGAUCAUUCGGGUUUAUACCUUGACGUGUCGAGGCUAAACCAUGCUUGUAAACCAAAUAUGUACAGUCGGUUCUCAUCGACUACACUAGGAAUGGAGGUUGUGGCAUAUAGAGAUAUUGAGCCGGGCGAGGAACUAACGUUUAGCUACCUGCCAUUGAAUCUCCUAUCAGAGCAACGUCAAACUCUCAUCAAGGAAUGGGGCUUCAACUGCACAUGCUCACUAUGCACCUCCCCCGAAGCCUCAGCAGCCUCAGACCGCCAUCGGAGUCGCCUGCAAGAACUACUAGCAGAGCUAGAUCUCCCCGAGAUACGGAACCGUGCGGCUGUCAGCAAGAGAGUCGACGAGAUACUAGAUUUGUGCGAGAAAGAGUCGCUGCAGGCUCAAGUCGGCGACUUUUACACCAUCGUCGCGGAAGUCUACUCCGGUAUGGGCGACGUGGAUUUGGCGAGGAAAUAUGCUAAGCUGGCGAUUGAGGAAUUGUCGCAUUAUGCUGGGUAUGAUCAUGAGCGUACUAGGAGUGCUGUUGCUUUCUUGGAGGUUUUGGAUGGAUGA